Mercenaria mercenaria is the source of this 2697-nucleotide messenger RNA. Its product is annotated as long-chain fatty acid transport protein 2-like. NCBI's taxonomy places the organism in Eukaryota, Metazoa, Mollusca, Bivalvia, Venerida, Veneridae. The record is from RefSeq and is a predicted model, not a curated record. The transcript is spliced from 10 exons. Gene Ontology annotation, molecular function: long-chain fatty acid transmembrane transporter activity; long-chain fatty acid-CoA ligase activity. Bases 387 to 2264 code for a protein of 625 amino acids.
UUGUUAUUGAAGCAGAUAAAGUAGUGACCGAUAUAUUGUAUUCCUUAAUAUUAUACAUGUACAAUGAACCUUGACAUUUAUCUAUAACUGUUUGGUUAGAACGUUCUAAAUUUUAUACAUCUGUAAACUCCUCCCUUAUCAAUAAAUAUACCUUAAACCGAGCUUAAGACUGUAUCAAGAUACCUGCUGUACUACUAAUCCAGUGAGGUGCAAAUGAAAAUUACUAGAUUAAAUAAUUCUUAGUUAUGAUUGCAAAACAAAUAAGCAGGAUUAUAUAACAUUGCAGUAGGAUUUACAGAGCAUGGUGUAGAAAUUGUGAUACACAUGCAUUCAGAUAGAAAAAAAGUGGAAGUUUUUCGAGAUUUGAACAUUUUUUUUAACUGAUCAUGUUGGCACUGGUGGUUGGAGGUCUAGGGAUGACUGGUGUCCUGUAUUUAUUGCUAAAUCUCUGGUGGCCUGGCUGGUACCUUGACUGGUAUUAUCGACGUAACAACAUCAAAGUUGCCAACGGUAUUGUUAAUGCUUUGUCAAAAGGAAAAUUUUUGAUUGAUAUAUUUGAAGAUUUUGCAAAGGCUACUCCAAAGAAACCAUUUAUUAUUUAUAAUGAUGAGAAGUUAAGCUAUGAGUACAUUGACAAGAAAGCAAACCAAGCGGGUCGGGCGGCUAUGGAAAUUGGAAUCAAGCCGGGUUCAGUUGUUGCCAUCAUGAUGUAUAACGAGCCUGGAAUUGUGUGGUCAUAUCUAGGGUUCAUGAAAGUUGGGUACCAGAUUGCUUUCAUCAAUUUCAACCUGAGAGCCCAUUCUCUGUCCCAUUCUGUAAAAGCAAGUGGAGCAAAGACACUCAUUAUUGGAGAAGGUGAUGGUCUUAUUGAAGCAGUAAUGGACAUAUUACCAGAAAUUCCAGAUGUUACAGUGUACGUACGAGGUAAAACUGGCGAGGAAAAACCACCAUCAUUUAUAUCGUUUGACCUUGUAAUGUCAAGAAUGAGUACUGAUCAUAUUGACAAGUCUGUAAGGAAACAUGUGCUGCCAUUUACACCAAAUGUAUAUAUCUAUACAUCAGGAACAACAGGUCUCCCUAAGCCAGCUAUUGUUCCACAUGUUCGCUGUUUAGCAGCUGGCUGUUCCUUUAAUGUAUUUGGUAUGACUGCAGACGACAUCAUUUAUGAGCCGCUACCUAUGUAUCAUUCUGCUGCACUUCUGGUCGGUUUCGGAAAUACUGUUACAAAAGGUGCCACAAUGGUUUUACGAGACAAGUUUUCAGCAACACAUUUCUGGGAGGACUGUAGGAAACACGAUGUUACAAUUAUACAAUAUAUUGGAGAAGUCUGUAGAUAUCUUGUUGCUCAACCAAAGUCCAAACUAGACGGAAUACAUAAGAUAAAAUAUGCAUUUGGGAAUGGGCUGCGUCAAGAUAUCUGGGCAGAGUUUAAGAACUGGUUUAACAUACCAAAGAUUAUAGAGUUCUAUGGAGCUACAGAGUGCCCUAUUGGAUUAUCAAACAUUACAAACAAGUUAGGAGCAUGUGGCCGAUCAUCACCAUAUUUGAGGCAGUUUACUCCAUGUGCCUUUGUAAAGUUUGACCUUGAGGCACAAGCUCCACUGAGAAACAGAAAUGGUUUCUGUGUACCCAUUGGUCCAGAUGAAGUAGGCCUCAUGAUUGUCCCACUGAUAGAAGGAAAGACAUCAUUCCAGGGGUAUCGUGGGAAGAAAGCAGAUUCCGAAAAGAAGUUACUGUAUGACGUGUUUCAGAAAGGAGACAAAUACUUCAAUACUGGGGACCUGCUUAGAGUGGAUAAAGAGUAUUAUGUCUACUUCAGUGAUAGGGUUGGCGACACAUUUAGAUGGAAAGGAGAAAAUGUAUCAACAACAGAAGUGAGCAAUAUUCUUACGGAUGUAGAUUUCAUACAUGAUGCCAACGUAUAUGGUGUGCUUAUACCAGGUACGGAUGGACGUGCAGGGAUGGCAGCUUUACAUUUGAAUGAUCAAAGUCUAACAACGUUAACUCCAGCAAUGUGUGCUUCUCUAUCUAAACACGUUACAGAUGUACUGCCAGCCUAUGCUAGACCUAAAUUCAUCCGAAUCCAAAAAGAACUGACAAUGACUUCAACAUUCAAACAACAAAAAACUUCCCUUGUGAAGGAGGGGUUUGAUGUAACUACAGUUACAGACCCAAUUUUCUAUCUCAACCCAGGAACUCAUACUUACCUGCCCUUGGACCAUGUAGUUUAUACACAAAUAAUGGCAGGAAAAGUACCACUAUAAGUCAAAAAUAAUUACUAUCACAGUACAAUUAGGGGUGUAACGAUACGCUAGUCUCACAAUAGAAUACAUAUCAUGAUACAGAUGCAAUGAUACGGUAUGUAUCGCGAUACACAUUGAGCAUUUCAUGUGACAAAAUGAAAUAGAAACAACAAAGUUCCUACACUUGGAAAGUAGAUCUACUUGAAAUUUUGUUUUAAAGUUAUAGAAACUGUUCUGAAUGAUACAUUUGUUUAGUUACUAUCUUUAACACUGAUUUUAUGCAAGUUUUCAUUCGCUGUUUUUACUUUUCACUAUCGUGAAACAGGUCUAUGAUACUAUAUGCGUAUCGCCAGACUAAUGUUUCGCGAUACAGUGAAUUGCGAUAUAUCGUUACACUCUUAAGUACAAUACUCUGUUUGUUUAUGCAGAAAUAAAAUAUUCAAAGAUGAACAUA